Molecule: messenger RNA, 2051 nt
Organism: Photinus pyralis (common eastern firefly)
Lineage: Eukaryota; Metazoa; Arthropoda; Insecta; Coleoptera; Lampyridae
Product: cystathionine beta-synthase-like
Exons: 11
Coding region: 481-1974 (497 amino acids)
Cellular component (GO): cytoplasm
Molecular function (GO): cystathionine beta-synthase activity; cysteine synthase activity
Source: RefSeq, a predicted model, not a curated record
GAUGGCAGUACGUACUUGACGAUUAACAAAUAAAGAGCUAUCGUAACCAACGUCCACGAAUUACUAUUUAUUAUUAACGCCUCUACCCUCGGCUAACAUUACGCAACCGAAAUACAUUACAGAAUAUUGCCACAUUUAGUAGAUAGGGGUGCGUUUUCAUUUUGCUUUUUCAUAAUAGGAUUCUAGGAACCAAGUUCAACGAGGCCCUUUCACUUAUUCGAUUGUAUCGUACUGAAUGCGUAUUAUUGCCGUAUUCAAUAAACGCAAACAUGCUGAACUGCAGUCUCCCUCUGCCCCUGCCGUGAUAAGGAUAACAAUUUUGCCUUCACACAAAAGUAUUGGUAAAAUCACAGAUAAAAUACCCAUUUAUCUGUGGCAAAAUUAAAAUUAGGUACCUACAUAUUUUAUAUUGAUAAUGAUAGGUACCUGAUGUAAGUGAAAAAGGGCGGUUAUUUGGGUACGUGAACCAAACAUUCGAAAAUGGAGUUUCUAAAACCGGGGGAAGUAUCACAAUGUUUAUACAAUCAAAAUGAUAAACAAAGUCCACAUCCCAAACUUAAUAAGAAGCCUUUCCAGAAGAUUAUACCAAAUAUUCUUCAUGCUAUUGGUAACACCCCGAUGAUUAGAUUGAACCAUAUACCGCAAUCAUUUGGUAUUAAAUGUGAAAUUUUUGCCAAGUGUGAGUUUUUCAAUCCUGGAGGUUCAGUAAAGGAUAGAAUUGCAAUUGCAAUGAUUGAAGACGCGGAAAGCAGAGGACUGCUUAAAUCAACCAGUACGAUAAUAGAACCAACUUCAGGAAAUGCGGGUAUUGGGUUGGCGGUAGCUUGUGCUGUCAAAGGCUAUAAAUGCAUUUGCGUCAUGCCAGACAAAACCUCCAUGGAAAAAGAAAACAUACUAACAUCCUUAGGUGCAAAAGUGAUUCGAACCCCAGACACUUCGGUGGACGACCCAGACGGUGUUUUCCAUAUUUCCAGAAAACUGGCAGCUUCUAUACCUGAUUCAAUUAUCCUUCAGCAAUUUAAAAAUCCCAUAAAUCCUUUGGCGCAUUACCACAUAACCGCCAUGGAAAUAUUUGACCAAUGCGAUGGCGAAAUCGACAUGAUCGUUAUUGGUGUAGGAUCAGGGGGUACGAUGACUGGAGUUGGACGAAAAAUUAAAGAGUUACUCCCUAACUGUACUAUUGUCGGCGUGGAUCCCGUCGGCUCAUUUAUCGCCGAACCACCUAUUUUAAACGAAACAACAUUAAAGUACACCGAGGUUGAGGGAAUAGGUCACGAUUAUUAUCCCAAAACUCUGGAUAAAUCGGUGGUGGACUACUGGAUUAAAGUUACAGAUAAAGAAUCGCUACAUAUGGCUCGAAAAUUACAUAGGGAGGAAGGAAUCUUGUGUGGAUCUAGUACCGGUUCUUUAAUGAGUGGAGCAUUGGAAGCGGCUCGGAAUUUGAAAGAGGGACAGAAGUGCGUUGUAAUGUUUCCUGAUGGUGUUGGCAACUACUUGACUAAGUUCGUGUCUGAUUAUUGGAUGGAGUCAAAAGACUUCCUACCUCGUCCAAACAUUUUUAAACAUUGGUGGUGGGAUAUUACAGUAUCAAAUUUAUCUCUAGCGAGAACUGAGACCAUCUCUUUAAACAUGACUUGUGGUGAACUAUCUAGUAUGUUGUACUCUCAAGGAGUGGAUGUACUUCCUUGCGUUGACCAAAACAGAAUACUUCAAGGGAUCAUAUAUGCAAAAGAUGUAACGUGUAAACUACUUAACGCUUCUAUCACUUUGGGUGAUCCAGUCCGAAGGGUCCUUUCUCAAAAGUACAGAAAAAUAACGGUCAAUUCAUCUUUAGGGGAAUUAUCGCAUAUACUUGAGAGAGAAUUAGUCGCCGUUAUUGUAGAAGAAAACGAGCCAUCACAACCAAUCAUUUUUAAAGGAUUCGUUUUUGCAAGUAAUCUGGUGCAGUAUAUAACGGAAAAUAGCAUCGAAUAAGUAUUACGCCAUUCUUUUUCAUCUGCCUGAAUGUUCAACAGAGAUAAAAGUUUAAAAUAAACUAAAAUUGGUCUCUA